Messenger RNA from Syzygium oleosum, 2318 nucleotides. Its product is annotated as protein IQ-DOMAIN 5-like. Bases 558 to 1811 code for a protein of 417 amino acids. The transcript has 9 exons. NCBI's taxonomy places the organism in Eukaryota, Viridiplantae, Streptophyta, Magnoliopsida, Myrtales, Myrtaceae. The record is from RefSeq and is a predicted model, not a curated record. Gene Ontology annotation, molecular function: protein binding.
UCGCUCAUCCUUCAGCUUCAUCACCACCACCUUCUUACAUAAUACCCAGAGAGAGAGACACCCCGAUGUCGCCUUGAAAAUUGGUUCUUUUUUUUACUGGGUUCGACAAACCUUUCCCCAGAGAGAGAGAGAGAGCGAUUCCUUCGCUUCGUAAUCGACUGAGAAGACGGAGGAAGAAGGGUAUCGCCGAUGCGCUCUUGUGCUCGUUGCUGGUCAUCGGGGGCUUUGAUUCAGGAGAAUUGAGCUCCUGACUGUUGAUUUCGUAGCGCGUGCUGUUCACGUCCUCCUCUGCAAGUAUUUUCUUAGCAUUACUUGGAUCGAGCAAUUGGAUGUGUGCUCUGCAGUUUAUGCAGACGCAGCCUAUCCCUGUUUUCAUCGGAUGAGGCUUGCCCAAGGGACCAGUUUAUCUUUUCGCUCGUGGUCGGGAGUUUUUGCUAGGGUUCCGUUAAUGAGUGACUGCUGAUUGCAAAACUGAAGUUACUGUAAUUUAACUUCCAGGAAAGGACAGUGGAUUUGCCUUAAGAGGUUCUAUUGACUGACACGAUCCAACAGGCAGAAUGGGUGUCUCUGGGAAAUGGAUCAGAGGCUUGGUCGGUUUAAAAAAAUCGCAAAAGUCACCUUCAAAUAAGGAUGAACAGGAGGUGAAUAGUGGCCAAUCACAUUCCAAGUCUCUGCACUCUGCUAACUGUUCAGUUGGUACGGAGACUGAAAACAUCCAAGACCAGCUUAAUUGCAAUUAUGCUUCUCAUGUUGUGGACACAAACGAACAUUUCAUCUCUGAUGCUGCUUGUAGCCCUUCCACCUGCUUUCAAGUACAGAAAUCCGAUCAUCACCAGCAAAUUCUAAGAGAAGAGUUGGCCGCAAUGCGCAUCCAAACAGCUUUCCGGGGUUUCCUGGCAAGAAGAGCUUUAAGUGCUUUGAAAGGGUUGGUGAGGCUUCAGGCCCUUGUUAGAGGUCAUGCUGUGAGAAAGCAAGCUGCAAUGACACUGCGUUGCAUGCAAGCUUUAGUAAGAGUUCAAGCCCGUGUACGGGCGAGGCGUGUGAGACUAGAAUUGGAAAGUCAAACAGCAGAACAGAAACUUAAGCAACAAAUUGCAAAGGAGGCUCAAGUUCGGCAGAUUGAAGAAGGUUGGUGUGACCGCGUAGGAUCUGUAGAAGAAAUUCAAGCCAAGUUAACGAAGAGACAGGAGGCUGCAGCUAAGCGUGAAAGAGCCAUGGCUUAUGCUUUAGCUCAUCAGUGGCAAGCAGUAUCAAAACAGCAGGCUGCACCUACAGGGUUUGAACCAGACAAAAGCAGCUGGGGAUGGACCUGGUUGGAGAGAUGGAUGGCAGUUCGUCCAUGGGAGAACCGAUUUCUCGACAGUAAUAUCGGUGAUGGAGUGACGAUUCAAGAAAGUGGCUCCGCGCAGUGUGCAGACGACACUAGAGCCCAGUCGAAGUCUGCCAGCAAGAAACCGGGUUCGACAAAUCUUUGUAAUCAGAAAACAGGGCCUUCUCAGACUAAUGAUGUUGGCUCUUCACCUAAUAAAUCAUUAAAUACCGUGCCCUCUGAUCAGGCAGUCCCUUCCAAGCCAGAGUCAAAGCUUGUCAAUGAUGUAAUUCAAGCGACCCAAGCCGGGUCUGGUCGGAGUUCGAGAUCGCAAAGUAACCCUAAAGAGAGAUCAGUUCAAUCUGAUAAACGGGCAAAGAAGCGAUUCUCUCUGCCUAAUUCUGGGUCGACUGUCGGGGCACCAGCUGCUAAGAACCCCGGUAGAACUGCUGCAUCGAGAAAAUCGGGUCCGCCCGCAAGAUGCGUUUCUGAGGAAAGCUGAUCUGAGGAAAGCUGAUCGGUAACCUCUUGAAUUAUGAAGAACAAAAGGGCCAAUCUCAUUCUGUUUUAAGGCUCCGUACAUAAUGCACGAAUUGCAGUAGACGCAAGCAAUUGCUUCAAGUGCACGCAGACCCCUCUCCCACCACUUGUCAAGGUUUUUUUUCCAAAAAUGGCAGAGCGGAAGAGAUUGCUUCGGCUUGUUGGCAUCAACAAGCAUCGCGUCCGCAGCUCUCCUUCUCGCACCCGUGGUGACCGCAUCUCCCGUUUUUACUUUCCAGCUUGGGUUUUUGCUCACCCGUGUAUAUGUAUAUCCUCCGAAGCAAUUUGAUCCUUGCCGUCGUCGAGGACAUAGUUACUGUAUUCUGGUCUUUGGUUGUCGAAGGGGUAUUAUGAUUCCUAGAGUCGUAACUUUCUGUUUUGUGCUCUCUCCGUGGUUCCCCGUGGUGUUACAAUUCCUAGACCAUCUAUCUUUCCUGAAAAACAAACGAUUUGACUUUUUCUUCUGAUA